This is a messenger RNA of Geosmithia morbida, 1560 nucleotides long. RefSeq names its product asparaginyl-tRNA synthetase. The coding region runs from base 1 to 1560 and encodes 519 amino acids. Gene Ontology annotation, molecular function: ATP binding; nucleic acid binding; asparagine-tRNA ligase activity. The transcript has 3 exons. Gene Ontology annotation, biological process: asparaginyl-tRNA aminoacylation. NCBI's taxonomy places the organism in Eukaryota, Fungi, Ascomycota, Sordariomycetes, Hypocreales, Bionectriaceae. Gene Ontology annotation, cellular component: mitochondrion. The record is from RefSeq and is a predicted model, not a curated record.
AUGUCACGAUACCGGCUGCUGGCAUCGUUGUCCCUCCCGAGGCGGUAUUACGCUGUCCGCGCCGCCCAGGGCGGCCCAGCUGUCGCAACUGUGUCGGAUCUGGUAUCCCUGAGACCGCAGGACGGUGACGACGCAGGCCUGCAGGUGCAGGUGGAUGGAUGGGUCAGGAACAUUCGAAAGAGCUCUGCUGUGCGGUUCGUCGACGUGACUGAUGGCUCCACGAGCGUGCCUAUGCAGGCAGUCAUCAGAAAGGACCUGGCAAAAGAUAUGCAGUUUGGAGCUGCGGUCCGCUUAAAGGGUAGAUGGAAAUGCCGGGAGCCACAACGGAGCACCGAGCAGACCUCGGAUGCUGCUCGCAGUCCGCCACCGGCUGCGUCGACAAAGCCCGCCGAACUCCAAGUCGACGAGGCUGAGAUCUUGGGCCCGUCUACUGCCUCUAAAAAGUAUGCGACUCCAGAGAGCCUGCGCAGUAUCCCCCAUCUCCGGAUGCGCACGCCGCUCAACUCGACCAUGCUGCGGCUGCGCUCCGACACGCUCUCGGUCCUGAACCAAUUUUUUGCAGAGUCCAAGUUCCAGCAGACGCACCCACCCAUCAUCACGUCGUCGGACUGCGAGGGUGCGGGCGAGACCUUCCGAGUCGAGGGCGGCACGUCCAAGGACCCGUUUUCCGAGACGGAGCAGUAUCUCACCGUGUCAUCGCAGCUCCACCUGGAAGCCUUUGCCCAGGCCAUCGGCAACGUCUGGACGCUGUCACCCACGUUCCGUGCCGAGCGCAGCGACACGUCGCGCCAUCUGAGCGAAUUCUAUAUGCUCGAGGCGGAAAUGGGCUUCGUAGAGGACAUGGACGAGGUCAUGGACUUUAUCCAGCAGAUGCUCAAGUCCGUCGCCGGGGGGCUGAGCGAGCGGAGUGCGUGGAAGGAGCUCGACAGCUUCAGGCUGCACCCUCGGGACCCUGCCGAGCGGCGGGCCGUGGAGGAUCUGGACGACCGCGGGAGGCUGGAGAAGCGGUGGAACGGACUGCUCACGCCGGAGCGAUGGCCGCGCAUCACAUACACCGAGGCCAUUGACAUGCUUCAGGAAAAGGCAGACCUCUUCGGCUUUGCGCCUACGUGGGGCAAGCCCUUGCAGAGCGAGCACGAGAAGUACCUCGCCGAGACGGUCGGCUCCGACUCGUCCGGCAACGCCCACAUGCCCGUCUUCGUGACGCACUACCCGCGGGCCAUCAAGGCGUUCUACAUGCGCCAGGCGGCCGAGAACCCGUCCCAGGGCAGCGUCUUUGACUGCUUCGACCUCAUCGUGCCCGAUCUGGGCGAGUUGGCGGGGGGGUCCAUGCGCGAGCACAGGCUCGACGCCCUCACGGCAAACAUGGAUGCCGUCCUGGGACCGAAGAGCGGAUCGCACGCUGCCCUAGACUGGUACGUCGACCUGAGGCGAUGGGGAAGCCCGCCGCACGGGGGCUUUGGCAUCGGCUUUGACCGUCUUCUGAGCUACCUGACCGGUGUCAAGAGCAUCCGUGACAUCGUGGCAUUUCCGCGACUGUACGGCCACAUUCACUGCUAG